CUCACUCUCUCCACUGAACACGUUCGCAAUACUAUUAUCACCAACGAGCACGGUCAAAUUAUUUACAAGACAGAAACUCCGUUCAAACUAGUUGGCGUCCGUACUACGACCAUUCAGAAAAUCAAGCCAAAUGACGACCAGUAUCAUAUGCACGACCAGUUCGCUAUCUUGGGAGAGAUCGAGUGGCACAAAUUUGCUUCCUCAAAGUUUCGUUCUGGUGGAACUCAAGUAGGGACGAAGGAGUUCAUCCCAAAGAGAGGCCUAUGGGGUCGGGAGCGCGUGUUCAUAGGACCAGAUAGCCGUCCCUAUCGCUGGGACCUCAAGUCUAGAGUGGUAGUUCUCUCACGGGAUGACGCGUCUCGAACGGAGGUCGCCCGCUUUCACAGAGCGACUCUCGGAAUUGUAGGAAGGAAACGUAAAGCUAUGCUGGAAGUAUCACCUGAAGUGACUCAUAUGAUGGAUACCGUCAUCAUGACGUUCAUCUACGUUGAGAAACUCAGAAUGGACAAAGAAAAUGCCUCGAGA
Suillus subaureus is the source of this 525-nucleotide messenger RNA. RefSeq lists its product as uncharacterized. The transcript is spliced from 3 exons. The annotation marks the transcript as partial. The record is from RefSeq and is a predicted model, not a curated record. NCBI's taxonomy places the organism in Eukaryota, Fungi, Basidiomycota, Agaricomycetes, Boletales, Suillaceae.